GAAACCAGUUCUGCGGGCAGUCGGGGUAUACUGCAGGAAGCUCAGCUCUGUCCAUGCGCAACCUGGAGAAGAGAUGGGUAAUCCACAAGAGGACCAGAUGACAGUCACUGCCCCCAGUGAAAUCCUGCUCCACGUCAAGGGUCAACUUACACGUAUGAACAACACCGAACCAGGAGACAGUGACAGUGUAAAUGUUCGAGCGGUUAUCAUUGCUGUGUGCUUGCUGAUCCUGGCUGGAAUCUUGUUGACCAUGAUCUUAGUCCAGUACUACAGACACGGGCGCUGCUUUCAAAAACCCAAACUGUUCUUCAGCCAAAAUGUUCUCAGAGACUUGAAAUCUAUCCAGUUGGAGUUUGAUCCACCAUUUUCCAUCAGUGGGAUGAUGAAGACUGGAGGAAAUCUAAGCUCAAACCAGGAGUUCCAGUAUCAGAACAUGAGGACUCGAGAUGAGGAUUUGUACCCUGUUGUUGAUGAACAACAUUAAAGAGGCUGUGAAAGAGAUAAGUCCCUCAUCAUCGUCAGGGACUUUUGUGACGAAACCAAGUAAAAGCUUGCACUUAUUGCUUUUUCUUUGGUGCUGGGCUAUGGUAUUGGGGAAGUAAACUUACUGAUUGUUCUCAGGGAAAUCUGAGCUUUUGUUACUUGAGAUUUGUUUAGCAGUAGACUGGGUGCAGAUACAUCUGGUCCAAACCAAAUGUGCACUAACCCAAUAAUAAGAUCAUCGUGAGAGACAAGUGGAAAUGACUCAGCUAACUACAGAAGAACUCUUUUGUAUUCCAUUUGAAUUUAUUUAGUGCCUUGUGCAACCUCUCGAUGUCACAGAGCAUGUUACAGCCAAAGAUGUGGCUUUUUUCAAAGGGUACUCACUGUUGAAAUGUAAAAAAAAAAACCCUGCAGUCAAUUCACACACAGGAAAAUCCCAGAAAAAUUGAUGAGUUAAUAGUCAGAUUUUUUGAUUUCAUGACAUUUGUUGACUCAUGACCUUAAGACAUCCCAAAGUGUUUCAUUGCAGUCAAUGACAUACGGAUUGAGCUGUGGUCACUAUUGCAGGAAACAUGCAGCAACUGACACACAGCACAAACAGCCAGAAAUAUUGACCAAGUAUUCCAAUUUUGAAAAUCACUUUGAUUGAGAUAUAAAUAUUGAUAAAGACACCAUGGAGAAUUCACCUGCUCUUCUCUGAAAUAAUAAGCCCAGAAGUCUUUUAAAGAGUGCAACUUAAGAAGUGCUUGAUGGAGACAAUGUAGAUGAAGCUUAACUCUGUAUCUAAUCCUGUGCUGACUCUGUCCUGGGAGUGUUUGAUGGGGACAAUGUAGAGGGAGCUUUACUCUGAUUCUAACCCCUUGCUGUCCUGGUCUUGGGAGUGUUUAAUGAUAAUAGUUAGAAGGAGUUUUACUCUGUAUUUAACCAUGUACUGUCCCUUUCCUGGGGAUUUUUGAUGGGAAGAGUGUAGAGAGCGCUUCUCUCUGUAUCUAGCCCCAUGCUGUCCCUGUUCUGGGAGUGUUUGAUGCUCUUAAUGGUUGUUUGAGUGGUAAAGUAGUCCUCUCCAGACAUUGAUGGCCUUACCUUUUGCAGUUGAACAAAAGAACCCAUUACAUUUUAAGAAGUUCUGUAAUACUAUUGCUUUUUUCUUUAGUUAUUGCAAUGCUGUGAAGAGUCCAAGACUCAUUUCUUGUAUUGAUCAGUUUUCAUGUACAUUAUAAAAUUAAAAUGCAAACUCACUUGAA
Molecule: messenger RNA, 1727 nt
Organism: Chiloscyllium plagiosum (whitespotted bambooshark)
Lineage: Eukaryota; Metazoa; Chordata; Chondrichthyes; Orectolobiformes; Hemiscylliidae
Source: RefSeq, a predicted model, not a curated record